Ostrea edulis (European flat oyster) is the source of this 765-nucleotide messenger RNA. RefSeq lists its product as uncharacterized. The transcript is spliced from 2 exons. Lineage: Eukaryota; Metazoa; Mollusca; Bivalvia; Ostreida; Ostreidae. Bases 1 to 765 code for a protein of 254 amino acids. The record is from RefSeq and is a predicted model, not a curated record.
AUGGAGGUAAGCAUUCGAUACCCAAAGCCAAGAACAUUGGUGCUGAUGGGACAUUCCUUCAUAAGAAGGCUCGGUGCAUUCAUGAACAAUGUGCAACAUUAUGCUAAUUUACGUCUUCAGAAAGAUAGUUUUGAAGUGUUAAUUCGUGCUAGGGGCGGUCUCAAGACUUACGAGCUGGCCAAUUCCAGGGAACUACUAGACUUUCAAAGUAUCCACAUCGAUAACGGUAUUUGUUACAAACAGAUCGGUGGAAAUGACUUUACAGAUCCACAGGCAACACCACGCGACGUUGCUCGGCAAAUCAUGGCAUUGACACACUUUUUACUGGUAACAAAUAACUUCUCCUAUGUAAUUAUUGGACAAUUGCUACGCAGACAUCCAUCAAAAGUAGGAAGUCAUUUCAAUACCAAAGUGAUUGACACCAAUAAACUUCUGCAUGACCAAUAUCACUCCUCAAACAGUAACCUCAUAUUUUGGCACCACCGUGGCUUCUGGAACCCAGACAUGAAAUACCUAGCACGUGACGGGAUUCACAUAAAAGACAGUUACCAUGGCCACCGGUUCAUGAGCAAGUACUUGCAAAGUGUUAAAAGUGUUGUCCUCCAUGCCUCCCAUUUCGAGAGACGGAAUAAGAUGCCACCAAAGAAAAGGAAAACUGUGACGACCAAUCCAAACCCACAAAGGAAGAAGAGGUUACACACUCAAACAUCUCCUGUGGCAUCUCCCCCUUGUGAUGUUGUUGAUGCCCAUCAUUACCUCCAGUAA